CCUCCUUUGACCCUCUAGGAAUCCCGGCGCAGUACGCAGUACACUACCUGGGCACCACCACCCUACCUUGCUAUCUGAGGUUUACCUAGCCCAUCACUGCCACCUGAUGGCCUAGAUCUUCGGGCACAAUAGGUAUCUCUCUGUUGCGAUCUACACCACGUCGCCUCAGUAUCUGCCUUACGACCAUUUGCUUGCCUUGGGAACAUCGUGUCUUCGUCUUCAGUUUUCGUUCCCCAUCAUUUCUAUUCUCAAAUGACUUACUCGCAACUCUGCUGGCAUACCCCUUGUCUUCCUUUCCCCUCCCCCCCUCGUCUUUCCCGCUGUCAGACUUAGCUGCUCGCCAUGGACACUACGUUUUCGGACGACGAGAAGCGGUUCGUGCUAGGUGAAAUGAUCAAGGUCAGCACCAUAGACGUAUAUACUCUCGUCGAAUUCAUCAAGGCUCAUCAUGUCGAGCCAAACUGGAUGUCGAUGCAGCUUCCCGGUGGUCGUAAUAUGAACCAGUGCUUCGGCGCAGUCGAGACCAUGUUCCAGACUAAAUACCCGCCGCCGAACCUGACAAGCUUCAAGCGCAAAUCCCUGAGCGACCUAGUAGAUCACCCUGCGAAGAGGCAAGCGAUGAUGGCCCCUCUCGAGCCUCCCGUAACUGCAGCUCGCGUUAUUCAGCCGCGCCCUCCUCCGAAUGGCUAUCCGCCAGCUGUUCCCGUCAGCAUUAGUCCCCCGGUAACGUCGACAGGUAAAAAACGCGGCCGGCCGUCCAAGGCAGACAAGGAAGCUCAAGCUCGCGCCGUCUACUCGCGCAUAUCGGAGUAUACGCCAAUAACACCAGCACCUUUGGCUCCGCUAGCAGCCCAGCCCCAGCGCGAAUAUGCAUCGUCCCCAGGAUACGAGAUCUCGAGCAACCCGGGCGACCAGAAAUCUAAAAAGCGCGGUUUUGGUGCAAUCGACAGUCCACGACAAGCGAGUAGCUCGUUCCCCCUUACAUCGCCAGCAUCUAACACAGAAACUCCCCGCGCUUUCCCGGAGCCUCUCGAGCAAGUAGAGAGAUCUACGUUGUCGCCUCGUGAUCGAGGUUCGAUAGCACUGGACUCGCGAUCACCGCCACUACUCCCGCACAUUCAACAGCAGCAACCAGAUCCGUCGCAAGGACUUCCCCAUUUACAACCGCGAGCGCAACCUCCACAUCCAUACCCACCAUCCCCGCGAAAUUUGCAAACAUAUGAGCCCCCUCACCGGGCCGUUGAUCCCAUAUUUCCAAAUAGAGAUAGGACGAGACACGAUAUAUCAAAAGACGUCCCUCCCCCGGUAACCACGGUAGCGGAUCGGAGUUAGAGAAGAGUGUAGCAUAUUAGACGACCAGCCUGGUCAUUCGAUACCAUAAUCCACCAUCGAUAUCUUGGGUUUAUAGAGAAAGGUUUUUGGGAGGCUAGUUUCGUUUUACACUUUCGGGGGC
Molecule: messenger RNA, 1453 nt
Organism: Annulohypoxylon maeteangense
Lineage: Eukaryota; Fungi; Ascomycota; Sordariomycetes; Xylariales; Hypoxylaceae
Exons: 3
Coding region: 343-1332 (329 amino acids)
Source: RefSeq, a predicted model, not a curated record